AUGAACCAAACAGACUCUUGGUGCUCCUUGCUCACGACUAAGAUAAUAAUUAGUGUUUACCACAUUACACAAAAGUUUUUCUUCCACUUAGAAGCAGAAAAAAGUAUUUCCACCCUGAAUACCGGUUUACCAUUGUUUAAUCCACAGACUGAAGUCUCAUUCGAUGAAGGCCUUUGGUUUUUCAUGCCGUGUGGUGACAAAGGCUCCGAUUCAGGCCGGUGUUCAGAGCAGAGAUCAGUAAAUGACAGCUAUCCCAAACACUUUUCGCUUGAUGAUAAUUUACAAAAUUUUGCUGAAGACCAAGGUGAAGAUUUUAUGCAGGAAGUCAUUUUUCCAGAUUUACUUGAAGUAAAAGCUGCUGAAUAUGAAGUUGAUCAAGAACAAAUCAGAAAACAACAGGCAAACAUUUUUGUGCCAAGUAAUUCUCCAGUGGCCAACGAGCGUAAACUGCCAAAAGAUAUGAUGCCACGCAUUUUAGAAGAUGAAGGAUUCUAUAUUCAGAGAAAACCAGAAAUCCAUAAAAAGACCUGCAACAAAAUGGAAAAUCGCCUGCUUACCGUAGAAGAGGGGAAGAGUUGGUUUGAAGAAAGUGGAGAAAUUAUGUCAUUACCUUCACCCAUCAGACAAUCGUGGAAUUUCAGGCUAAACACAAGCAAGGGAUCUUUAAAUCCAGCACUAAAGACCAUAUACAGAAAGGCAGUGAAACCUGAUCUGGAAAGCUCUAUGAGGAACAAAAUGGAAGGUCAAAGGGAAAUGUAUCAAUUAGAUCUUAACAUUGUGGGUUUGCAGUUCAGCCAUCAUCCUCUCUUCAAUCAAGAACAAGUGUUAUGUGCUAGGCUGCUUCAACUUUAUGAGUGUUUUCAGGACAGGCAGCAACAGAAUUUACCUCAGCUGCUUUAUGAGAAGCUGAUAGCACUGAGAGACGCUACCAAAUUAGCAAGUGAAAAUUUGGAAAUAAGUCAGCUAACCAAAAAAUCUUUACAAGAUUAUUAUUGGCAGAUAAGUAAUACAAAACAGCUUUAUGAUUUAGAAAGAGGAAAAGACUUCUCCCUAUUACACAGUAUAUCACGGACUUGGAAACAAAUAAAAUCCCUCCGACAACAGCAAGGGUUUACAAGCACCCCAGUAAAGUUACAGUUUCAAAGGGUAAAAAUGAAUAAAUGUGAUGAGCAAAACCAAGAAGAACUGUUAGAAAUGUCUGAGACUCAGAAGAAAACUGAAGGAAAAGCAUUUAAGAAUGGGGAUAAAUGGGAGAGCCUCUCAUACUUAGCUUCAGAGCUUGAAGAAACAGACAUUGAAAGAAUAAGACCAAUUACCUUGAUCCCACAACUUUCUUUCACUACAGAAUUAACAAACUUAUCCAAGUGUUCACUGCAUGAACAAAAGAGGAGAGCCAAAAUUCAGAAGCUUAAAUAUUUUAUUAAAAUAUUAUCCAACGAUAAACAAGUUUCUUGCACUUGCGUAUCUCCCCUACAGUUUGAUUUUAAAGUCAUGUUUCAGCAAAUUUUCAAUAUUCAGAUAAUAUGUUGGCCAGAAACAAUUUGCUUGGAGGUUUAUGAAGUAAGUCAAAGGACAAGCUUACUGGCAAAACUGUAUUUACCUUUACCUAACAACACAGAGGUGAAAAGCAAAACUGUUUUGGAAUAUGUAGAGUUUAGCUCUGAUGAGCUGGUCACACCUGCAUAUGGAGAAGUAGGAAGCAAUGUGCCUUUUAUUCUUGAGGGAAAUGCAGCUGAAGAACUUUGUCUUUUGACAUCAGGAAAACUUAGCUACUGUCUAUCAUGGGCUUUAGACGAAAAUGGUAUUCCUCUGACACCCAAGUCGCAGUCCUUAAGAUCUGCUUACUGCAGUGUGUUAAGGAAUGUAGAUGCAAGAGGCGUUCCUGGAAUUCCAUGGCUCAUUAAUGCACGGAAGCUUUUUGAAUGGGCAAACGAAGUAAAAAUUGAUCCAAAUAAUCCAGAAUAUUCUGAUUUAAUGGAGUUUGUCAUGUACAUGAAACAUAAAGGACAGGACAUUCCAAAGUAUUUUCGUCUUGAACAGAUGCAAGAUGAAUUUAACUUUGUCUCUGAAGAGGAAAUGGAAAAGAGUAAACGUUUCCAGCUAUUGCAACUUAGAAAUGCAGGUCAAUUAGAUGUUUUCCUUCUGCAGCAAAUGCCUCUCUAUGAUAAAGAGAUUCCAGAUUUAGUCUUCCAGGAAUAUGAAACUCAGAUAGAGAAGGAUAUCCCCAUUUCAGAUGUCAAUUCUAUUACUGCACAACGGAUUAAUUCUGCCAAUUUUCUGAAAAAGAUGAAAAAGUUGAUAAUGAGAAGAAUUGUCAAAGUUAGCAAAGUUAACUUAUCGGAUGUUGUGGCUGAUUAUGAAGAAAUUGUAUCUGCAAGCCAGUUGACAUAUGCAGUUUGUAAGCUUGUUGAACGACAAAGAAAGUUAAAGCCUCAGAGGAAAGAAAGGAGAAAGGUGGCCGCACAGACUAUCUGUGAUGGAGAUAUUAAGAUUCUUGUUAGAAUACUGCGGGCUUAUAAUAUUCCUACCAGAAACACAACAGUUAAUAGAGCCUUGGAUCUGCCCACUUAUUUGGUAUCAUCCGUAUCUCACCUCACACAUAAGGAAACAGUCAAAUCAAUAUCUUCAGAUGAGAUCUUAAAUGAGGGUACUAUAUACCCUUUUGUGGAAGUUUCCUUUCAACACACUGUAUACCGAACCAGUACUGCAAGUGGAUCUCAUCCAUGCUGGAACGAAGAAAUUAAAGUAGAUUUUAUCUCACCAGGACAUGAUUAUAGCUUCUCAAGCUUAUCUAAAAUAAAAGAUAAUAUAUAUAUCAACAUUUUUGAUGAAAUGAUUAUUGAAAAACAGGAUCCCUAUUGCAAGAGCUGCAGUAGUUAUUCACAUAUAAGAAAGAAUUGGCUCGGGUCCAUUGUCUUCCCUUUCUCUGCUCUUCUGCAACAAUCUGAGAUUAGCGGAACAUUUCAAGUAAAUACUCCGCCAGUUUUGCUUGGGUAUACUUGGAGUAAGACUCAUGCGUCUCCUAAAGAAGAUUAUAAUGGGCAGAAUUUUAAAGAAUCUACCUUCUUAAAUAUUUUUGCUACCAUUGAACCUCAAAUAUCAUAUGUCACCUGUAAUCCAGAACUAGACAAGUUUUCAGAUCAAACAGAUGUUUUCAAGAGAGCACAGAUUUUUAAAAAAAGUUGUCAGGCGAUGUUUCCCAACCGAAGAGUCACAGCUACUGUCUUUAAUGGUGAAGGGAUACAGAUCUUAGUGACAAGAUAUAUCAAGGCAUUAAACCCACCUCAGCAACUCCUGGAUAUAUUUCUUCAUGAUUCUAAUGCAACACUUGACCUCAUUGCUCGCUUUGUAUCUUUGAUUCCUGUUGUGCCCGAUGUUCUGGAUGAAAAUGAUGGUUUUGAUAUAUGGAUGACAUCAGAGCGCUGCAUCAGUUUGGCUAUUGGGAAUAAGGAAGAGCAUGCCAUACUGCUCUGUAAUUUCUUUCUGUAUUUUGGAAAGAAAGCUUUAGUCGUCCUGGGGACUUCAAUGUUGGAAGGGCAAGUAGCUUAUGUAUUAACUCAAGAAACUGAUGAAUAUUUGCUUUGGAAUCCAUUAACUGGGCAAUGUCAUAAGCAGUUUGACCCAUUUUGUCCCUUACAAAGUGUGGACUGUUUGUUUGAUGAUGGAAAUGUCUGGUUUAAUAUUCAACAAAAUAAUACGCCAAUGGCUGUACAUUUUGACUAUUCAAAAGAAAGUUUCUGGAAACAGUUGCUUCCAAAAGAUUUCCAAGGGACAAACGUACAAAGCAUACAGCCUGAGGAAAUAAUUUAUUGUGAGACUAAUAAAAGCAUGAUAGAAGAUCUAAAGAACAGGAUUGAGAGGACUCUGAAAUGUAAAAUGAUGGAAUGGCGACCUAAACAGCCAACACGCUGGAAUCGACAAUGUACUUAUAUUUUGCAAAAAAUCCUUCCUAAGCUAGAACUUGGCACUGGAAGCUUUGUUUUAUCUGAAGAAGAGGGUGAAUUUGAAAGACUACUCCAAUUUUAUUGGGUCACAGGAUUUCCUAUGCAGAUGCCAUACACUGAUGUGCAGUCAAUUAUUGACGCUGUGUAUCAAACUGGAAUUCACUCUUCUGAAUUUCCCCAGACAGAAUUUGCUCUAGCUGUAUACAUUCACCCAUACCCAAACAACGUAUUAUCUGUGUGGGUCUAUUUGGCUUCCUUAGCUCGACAUGAGUGA
Molecule: messenger RNA, 4218 nt
Organism: Puma concolor (puma)
Lineage: Eukaryota; Metazoa; Chordata; Mammalia; Carnivora; Felidae
Gene: CC2D2B
Product: coiled-coil and C2 domain containing 2B
Biological process (GO): non-motile cilium assembly; protein localization to ciliary transition zone
Cellular component (GO): ciliary transition zone
Source: RefSeq, a predicted model, not a curated record